CCUCCUCGGCGACGGCGGCUUCCGCCUCUCGUCGCUGCGCUCCCGCAGGAAACGGAAGAAGGCGCAAGCCAUGGAGGGGAACCGGGAUGAGGCGGAGAAAUGUGUCGAGAUCGCCCGGGAGGCCCUGAACGCCGGCAACCGCGAGAAGGCCCAGCGCUUCCUGCAGAAGGCCGAGAAGCUCUACCCACUGCCCUCGGCCCGCGCGCUAUUGGAAAUAAUUAUGAAAAAUGGAAGCACUGCUGGAAAUAGCCCUCAUUGCCGAAAACCGUCAGGUAGUAGUGAUCAUAGCAAGCCUAACUGCACAAAGGACAGCUACUCUGGUAGUGGUGAAAGUGGAAAAGGCUACACCAAAGACCAAGUAGAUGGAGUUCUCAGCAUAAACAAAUGUAAAAAUUACUAUGAAGUACUUGGAGUUACCAAAGAUGCUGGUGAUGAAGAUUUGAAAAAAGCUUAUAGAAAGCUUGCUUUGAAGUUUCAUCCAGACAAAAACCAUGCACCUGGAGCAACAGAUGCUUUUAAAAAGAUUGGAAAUGCUUAUGCAGUUUUAAGCAAUCCAGAAAAACGAAAGCAGUAUGACCUCACAGGCAAUGAAGAACAAGCAUGUAAUCAGCAAAACAAUGGUAGAUUUAAUUUCCAUAGAGGUUGUGAAGCUGAUAUAACUCCAGAAGACUUGUUUAAUAUAUUCUUUGGUGGUGGAUUUCCUUCAGGUAGUGUACAUUCAUUUUCAAAUGGACGAGCUGGCUAUAGCAGUCAACAUCAGCAUCAACAUAGUGGACAUGAAAGAGAAGAAGAAAGAGGAGAUGGAGGUUUUUCUGUGUUUAUCCAGCUGAUGCCCAUUAUUGUAUUGAUCCUCGUGUCAUUAUUAAGCCAAUUGAUGGUCUCUAAUCCUCCUUAUUCCUUAUAUCCCAGAUCUGGAUCAGGGCAAACGAUUAAAAUGCAGACAGAAAACUUGGGUGUCGUUUAUUAUGUCAACAAAGACUUUAAAAAUGAAUAUAAAGGAAUGUUAUUACAAAAGGUAGAAAAGAGUGUGGAAGAAGAUUAUGUGACUAAUAUUCGAAAUAAUUGCUGGAAAGAAAGACAACAAAAAACAGAUAUGCAGUAUGCAGCAAAAGUAUACCAUGAUGAACGACUCCGAAGGAAGGCAGAUGCCUUGAGCAUGGACAACUGUAAAGAAUUGGAGCGGCUGACCAGUAUUUAUAAAGGAGGAUGAACUGGAAUUUUAUUUAUACCUUUUAGAGUACUCUCUAUUUUUUCUGUAAGUAAGUUUAGUUUCAUCAUGAGAGCUAAAGAAAAAGAUUUGAUGUUGAAAACUAAACUGAAUAGUUGGUCCCUGAAAUCUUGGACUGUUUAUGACCUACUGGCUCCUUUAAAUAGUAAGAAACUGAAAACUAAAAUUAAUAUUUUAGUUAUGCUUCUGCAAUUAUUUUCACUUUAAAAGCUUAUAUGAUUCCUAACUAAAAAUGUCUUGAGAAAGGAUUAUCACACCUGUAGCCAUUUCUGGUUUUAGAUUCUCAAUUUUUUUCCCUUGUCAUGUAAAUAUUUAUGGAAUGAUCAUUUUCUGUAUAUUCAGGUUAUUGCCUUUUUAUUUAAAUUCUUUUGGUGUUUAGCUCCAUGAGACACUUUAGUUUAAAGUGAUGGAAUAAAUGUUUUAUGACGAAAUUACAUUUUCCUUGUCAGAUGUCCAGUGUGUGGAGGUUGCAAUGAAACUUUAUCAAAAAGAAAAGAAAAAACAAAAGUUGUUUAACUUUGUGUAAAAUCUUGUAGCAUUAUCAGCGUAGAGGGAAUCGAUAUUUUUAAUAUUGCCAUUAUAUUCUAAAUUAUAUAUUGAGAUAAAUGAACUGGUGUAAAGUAUCAGUUUGCUAUUUAUUUAGUUUUAUGAAUUGCUAAGCCAUGCAUAGAAAUGAAAUGCUAUACUGAUAGAUUUUAAAGAAAAUAUGAGGAAAUGGCUAUAUAAACAUUAACCAAAAAGGGUUUUCAACAGUAAAUUGCAGUUAUGUCAUUUGCAAUUCCAGUAACUAAAAGGCCCCCAAAUGCUCAUAUAUAUACAUCUUUGAAGGCUGCUAAAAUUUAUGAAGAAAAGGGCCUACCUGUUUUACCCCCCAUGGAAAUUUGCAGUUUCUUCUUAGUGAUCAGGAUCCUUAGUAAACAGGAUCCGAAACUAAAUGAGUUCUUAAUAUUGUCUAAGUAAUAGGAAAAAUUACUACUGAAAUGAAGCUUUGUGCCUUUUAACCUGAUUGCCAACUCGUAAACAUAUAGGUAGAUUAACAUGAGACUUACUUGAUCAGAGCAUGAUCUGUUUGGCCAUAUACAGCAGUGAGCAGAAACAUAGCAGUAGGUAGAAUAGUGAUUUAUAGCAAGUUAUCCUUACAAAAAUUUGAGCUAAAAUCUAUUCACCAUUGAGUAAUUCAAUUAAUCCUAUAGGAAUAAGCUCCUUAUAAUUAAAUCCAUAAUAUAAAUUGGAAAAAUCAGCUGGAAAUUGAAGUUUUUGGUGCCUGUAUGUUGGAUGUGAAACUAUUUGAUUUCUAGUCUUUGUUUUUUUUCUUUCUUCUAUGUUUAACAGUUGUAUUUUAAUGAUUUUGCUUUCAUACUCAUUUAACAGAACAUGAGCACAUCUUUGGUUAGGUUUUUUUGUGUGUGAGAGAAUGCUAGUUAGAGUGCAGUGUUCUUUUAUUUAAAGAUUUUUUUCUGAAUGUAAUUUAUAUACCAUCUGUUGAAUAGAACUUCUGAAAUGACCAUUUUUUUUUAAAUGUUCUCUUGUAUCCCCUUUUCCAGGUAAAUCAAUAGAAAUGCUUGAUUGAAUUAGUUGUUUAACUAAACAGCAUACUAUCCUAGGAAAACUGGACAGCUUAACCAACUUUCUUUAGAAAUGCAACCUUAAAAAGAAAAAAUAUCGUGCUUAAAAGAAAAUACA
Molecule: messenger RNA, 2911 nt
Organism: Lagenorhynchus albirostris (white-beaked dolphin)
Lineage: Eukaryota; Metazoa; Chordata; Mammalia; Artiodactyla; Delphinidae
Gene: DNAJB14
Product: DnaJ heat shock protein family (Hsp40) member B14
Exons: 8
Coding region: 71-1210 (379 amino acids)
Biological process (GO): cellular response to misfolded protein
Cellular component (GO): endoplasmic reticulum membrane
Molecular function (GO): Hsp70 protein binding
Source: RefSeq, a predicted model, not a curated record